AUGUAUCCGAUCUGGAAAGAUGGAGACCCAAGAUACAAAGACUCCUGGAAAGGUGGAAGAGUGACUUUCAAUGUUGGGAACGAUUCACCGACUCUGACGGCUGCCAAAGUUACUUUUACCAUCGACUUGCAGUUCCCACACAACCAGAAAGUGCAGCCUGAUGGAGACGUCGUUUGGGCCGAAGACUGCGUCGUCAACGGAACAAAGUACCGUGAGUCGGAGCCAGUGUACCCAGCUCAGGACACUGACUGGGAGGCUGUUUUUCCCGAUGGGACCCUAAUAAAGAAGGACAAGAAGCCGGCGUACGUGUUUGUGUGGAAGACCUGGGGUCAGUACUGGCAGGUGGCAGACGGCCCCUCGUCCUCCCUCACCAUCGACACAGACGACAUCCCGCUGGGCUCCUACACCAUGGACAUCGUUAUUUACCACUACCGCAGCAAGGAGAAGUUCAUCCCUCUGGGAUACGCCUCCAAUCAGUUCUCCAUCACCG
This is a messenger RNA of Plectropomus leopardus (leopard coralgrouper), 490 nucleotides long. The record is from RefSeq and is a predicted model, not a curated record. Lineage: Eukaryota; Metazoa; Chordata; Actinopteri; Perciformes; Serranidae.